Lucilia cuprina (Australian sheep blowfly) is the source of this 973-nucleotide messenger RNA. RefSeq names its product myrosinase 1-like. The coding region runs from base 1 to 603 and encodes 200 amino acids. The transcript has 4 exons. Gene Ontology annotation, biological process: carbohydrate metabolic process. The record is from RefSeq and is a predicted model, not a curated record. Gene Ontology annotation, molecular function: beta-glucosidase activity. Lineage: Eukaryota; Metazoa; Arthropoda; Insecta; Diptera; Calliphoridae.
AUGUCUACUAAUAGAAAGAGAUUGGAAAUUUACGAAUCGUUAAAACGGUCACAGAAGCAUUUUCAUGUCAAUGGAAAAAAAACAAAAAGAAACGUUGUGCCCAAGGGAAUGUAUAAUUUAUUGAUGUGGAUUAAACGUGAGUACAACAACCCCAAUGUAAUUGUUACCGAGAAUGGUGUUAGCGAUCGGGGAGGUUUGGAGGAUUAUGCUCGUGUUGAUUACUACAAUAUGUACUUGAGUGCUGUCUUAGAUGCCAUGGAAGAUGGUGCCAAUGUUGAGGGUUAUAUUGCUUGGAGUUUGAUGGACAGUUAUGAAUGGAAGGCUGGUUUUACCGAAAAAUUCGGUCUAUAUCAUGUAGACUUUACAGAUCCUCAGCGCAAACGUACACCUAAAAUCUCUGCCAGAGUAUUUUCUCACAUCUGUAAGACUCACACCAUCGAUUGGAACUAUCGUCCUUCAUUAGAUAAUGAACAAAUUCAUGCCAUGUCCAGAUUAUCAGAUUUGGAAACAAACUCAGGAAUAAAAACUAAUUAUGCUAAUCAAUUCCUAACCUGUACUUCAUUACUUUUAACAAUAAUUUUAGCUAAAAUUUGUAUUAUUUAAAUUUAAGUUUAUUAUUAAUUGUAUUUAAUUGUCAUUAAAUAUCUAACUGGCCUAACGACUAUCAGUUAGAUCUUUUAAACACUCGUUGCGUAAGAAUGACAAUGGAUGUGCCAGUGAGAUCACAUUAUCACUUUUUGUACACAAAAUAUAUCUCAUCUAGUCUCAUCCAUUGUCUUAUUGUUUCGACUUCAUAUCUUGUCUUGUUUUUACUCUAGUAGUUAUAAGCCGCCCAAAAAUAAUGUUGAAAAGACUUUUUUUUGUUUUUUAUCUUGUUUUUGUAUUAUUAUUUGUUUGUAUUAUAUAUGAAAUAAAAAACCUAAUAUAAAAUGUUAAUAAAGAAAAAAAUUAACAAUAAUAAUGAUAAAUAAAU